GGGUAUCUAGCAACACCGGAGUACGAUCGGCCACAUACUAGAGAUUGACAGCUGUUCGACUACAACUUUACUUUAUACUCGACCAGCCAGACGCGAUCAUGGUUCCAACCAAAGCACAGAAGACAGUCAAGUCCACAGAGACCGACGACGACGGCGGUAUCACCUUUAAGAAGAAGCAAGACGAUCUGCGCAAAUCUGUCGUGAUCCGUCAGGAAAAGGCGCGUACAAGAAUUCGCAAGAAUCGCAGCAACAAGCAGAAGGACUUGCAAAAGAGAAUUGAAUCCCUCAAGCGCAACAUCACGGUCGAGCAGUACGUUGAGUUUUGUGAUCCGAAUGAAUAUGAACCACGGCCAAUGCAUGUCGGCAUGCAUAUCCAACAUGGAAAUCCGAGAAACGCAUCUCAGCCAUCCAUCAGCACGUUUCGGCAAUUCCUGCCUCCUUGCGCGGCGUGCUCACCGCACGCCUCUGAGACGUGGAAAAGCAAAAAGGCUAAACUCUGCAAUCUAGACCCGGCACCGACGCCGACGCGUCAAGUCAGACCGCAUUCGGCACUCUUCGCGAUUUGCUCGCUCGCAAGACCGACAUCGAAAAACGCAUCACAGAAAGCAUCGAGGGCCUGGAAAGGGCCAUGCACACGACUUCUCGCGAGUUCCAAGUUGUUCUCGCGUCUCGCGCCGAGCUUCUUACGACGACAGCAGCAGCAGCAGCAGCAGCGACUACUGCAAGCGCAGGUCCGACCGCCGUGAUCGUGAAACCCUGAAGAGGCAAAAGUUACGAAACCUGCGCGCCGACAGGGAUUUCCCAACCAUCCGUUUGUUGCCAACUGCUUUGCUACUAUACGAUCGUAUCGAACGUGAGCUCUUGAAGAGUCAGAGUCUAAGAGAUGUGGGUGUCGGUGGCUGAGCGGCAGAGAUUUCCAGCCGCAUGCGACAAGGGAUGUUAUGGAAGGUCCUGCCAUGGCUGCUGUCAGAUCGCUUUCGCUCCAACUUGCUUCAACUUCACUACUUUGAACCUAGCGGCC
Molecule: messenger RNA, 1021 nt
Organism: Aureobasidium pullulans EXF-150
Lineage: Eukaryota; Fungi; Ascomycota; Dothideomycetes; Dothideales; Saccotheciaceae
Exons: 2
Coding region: 99-746 (215 amino acids)
Source: RefSeq, a predicted model, not a curated record